AUGAUGUUGCCAAGAUCCAUGAGGUGUAUCACUGGAAAGAGAAUUUUCCACACUGCCACAGUGAGAGCUUUUCAGUCUACCGCUAAGAAGAGUUUAACUAUCCCAUUUCUGCCCGUUUUGCCCCAGAAACCUGGUGGUGUUAAAGGCACCCCUAAUGAUGCUUAUGUCCCUCCCCCUCAGAAUAAAUUAGAGGGCUCGUACCACUGGUAUAUGGAAAAAAUAUUUGCCUUGUCCGUCGUUCCAUUAGCUACGACAGCAAUGCUAACAACCGGCCCUUUAUCUACUGCAGCUGAUUCUUUUUUCUCUGUUAUGCUCUUAGGAUAUUGUUACAUGGAAUUUAACUCUUGUAUCACUGAUUAUAUUUCCGAGAGGGUCUACGGUGUUUGGCACAAAUACGCUAUGUAUAUGUUGGGACUUGGUUCUGCCGUCUCCCUCUUCGGGAUUUACAAGUUGGAAACAGAGAAUGAUGGUGUUGUUGGCCUAGUAAAAUGUUUGUGGGACUCUCCCAAGAGGGAAGGCAGCGAAAAGAUUGAGAUCAAGAAAUAG
Messenger RNA from Saccharomyces mikatae IFO 1815, 546 nucleotides. RefSeq names its product succinate dehydrogenase membrane anchor subunit SDH4 (gene SDH4). The transcript has a single exon. Gene Ontology annotation, molecular function: heme binding; ubiquinone binding. Gene Ontology annotation, biological process: tricarboxylic acid cycle; mitochondrial electron transport, succinate to ubiquinone. The record is from RefSeq and is a predicted model, not a curated record. The coding region runs from base 1 to 546 and encodes 181 amino acids. Gene Ontology annotation, cellular component: membrane; mitochondrial envelope. NCBI's taxonomy places the organism in Eukaryota, Fungi, Ascomycota, Saccharomycetes, Saccharomycetales, Saccharomycetaceae.